This is a messenger RNA of Clarias gariepinus (North African catfish), 3347 nucleotides long. RefSeq names its product SH3 domain containing GRB2 like 2b, endophilin A1 (gene sh3gl2b). The coding region runs from base 169 to 1218 and encodes 349 amino acids. Gene Ontology annotation, biological process: synaptic vesicle uncoating. Gene Ontology annotation, molecular function: protein binding. Gene Ontology annotation, cellular component: glutamatergic synapse; presynapse; cytoplasm. The transcript has 9 exons. Lineage: Eukaryota; Metazoa; Chordata; Actinopteri; Siluriformes; Clariidae. The record is from RefSeq and is a predicted model, not a curated record.
CAGUGUGUUCCCUCUGUGUGUGUGUGUGUGUGUGUGUGUUCUCUCUCAGUCUCGAGCCCGAAUAACGGACAUUACCGUUAGAGCGCGCGCUGCCCCGGGAGCGCGUCGGAGUGUGUGUGUGUGUGUGUGUGUGUUCUCUCCCCGCAGCAGCUCAGUUAGAGGACAGACAUGUCGGUGGCAGGACUGAAGAAGCAGUUCCACAAAGCGACGCAGAAAGUGAGUGAGAAGGUCGGGGGGGCAGAAGGCACCAAGCUUGAUGAUGACUUUAAGGAAAUGGAGAAGAAGGUGGACACUACAAGCAGAGCGGUGCUGGACAUCAUGACCAAAACUACAGAAUAUCUACAACCAAACCCAGCCUCCAGAGCGAGGUUGAGUAUGAUCAACACCAUGUCUAAGAUCCGCGGGCAGGAGAAAGGGCCGGGAUACCCGCAGGCCGAGAGCGUGCUCGCUGACGCCAUGCAGAAAUUCGGCCGAGAACUCGGAGAGGAAUCCAGCUUCGGUCUGGCUCUGAUAGAUGCAGGCGAGGCGAUGCGUGAGCUCGGAGAGGUGAAGGACGCUCUGGACAUGGAGGUCAAACAGAACUUUAUUGACCCCCUGCAGAAUCUACAUGACAAAGAUAUCAAAGAGAUACAGCACCACCUAAAGAAGAUGGAGGGCCGGCGUCUGGACUUUGACUAUAAGAAGAAACGUCAGGGCAAAGUGAUGGAGGACGAGAUCAAACAGGCGCUGGAGAAGUUCGACGAGUCAAAGGAGAUCGCCGAGCAGAGCAUGUUCAACCUGCUGGAGAGUGAUAUAGAGCAGGUGAGCCAGUUGGCUGCACUGGUAAAAGCUCAGCUGGAGUACCACAGACAGGCCACUGAUAUCCUCCAGCAGCUCUCCAGACAGAUGGAGGAGAGAAUAAAGGAGGCCUCCAGUAAGCCAAGGAAAGAAUACAUUCCUAAACCACGCAUGGAGCUUCAGCUGCCCACUGAAAGUCACAAUGGAGGAAUACACACCGCUAAAUCACCUGCUCGCUCCCCAGCUCCUCUCGAUCAGCCGUGUUGUCGCGCUCUGUACGACUUCGAGCCAGAGAACGAGGGAGAGCUGGGAUUUAAGGAAGGUGACAUCAUCACGCUCACCAAUCAGAUCGAUGAUAACUGGUACGAGGGGAUGAUCCACGGCCAGUCGGGGUUCUUCCCCAUCAACUACGUCGACAUCCUAGUUCCUCUUCCUCAUUAGGCCCCGCCCCUUGUUGUGCUCUCCCCCACUUCACCACCAUUUCUGAUGAUGAUGAUGAUGAUGAUGAUGAAGGGGUUACAGUAAAUAAUUACGUACACACUCUGAAGUGUUUGUGUGCCCAUGGUGUGUUGCGUUUUGAGCCAGCUCAGGUGUGUGUGUGUGUGUGUGUUUGUGUGCGUGCGUGUGUGUGUACGGGCUUUACUUCCACUGUUGCGUGUUUAUUUAUUUAGUUUCCUGACCUGUGUGAACGUUCCGGUUAUCGCUUGCAUCAUUUCUAUCGCAAUAUUCCAAUGUUAAUAAGUACCUUGUUAUAUUUACGCCUCACUUCUGCUGUGACGAUCAGGUUCCAAACGUCUUCACUUUACACUCUGUUUUAUAUCCAUCAGAAUAUCAGCACAGGGGACGUGGAGAACUCAUUGGUGUUCCAGUGUUCUGUAGAGCCGAGUGUGUCAGGCACGUCCGGGUUAGAAGCACUGCUUGGUGUUUAAAGUGUUAAAGGUUGAAUGUUUAAAGAUGGGAGUUGUUGUGUGGUUCUCUGUUCGGGUUCUCCUGAGUCUGAAUGCGGAGUGUGUGAGACUCGUACACCCGUCACAGAUAAGAGCUCCAGUCCUGCAGGUGUCGCUGCUGAGAUGUCAUAACACAUUCCACGUCUACAGAAAGAAGAUCCACAAGGUCACAAAAGACUCGGCCCAGACCCAGCUAAUCACAGGCUGGCUCGUUCCUUUAUCUCUGCACACACACACACACACACACACGGCGUGUUUUCUCCGUAGCGAUGGUGUGUUGUUGCUGAGCCGUGUCCCUGUGUGUGACGUAUGCUCAGAUUUCCUGUUUGAGGGCGGGGCUUCAUUCCUCAUUCAUUCCUUCCCCUGGCUUGGAGUCGAAGCCUCUGUCGAACCGCUAGCGUAGACUGAAAGCUCUGAAGCGUGCAGCAUGUGGAGGCGUUCGGGACCCGCCCCUUUUUAUGGGCCGAUGUUUUCCCUCUUUCGCACGACUUCCUCAUAUAGUGCGAAUAAGAAUCAGUGAUGAGAACACACCAGGUCCUGCUGCUUUGUGUCUUUUGCACUCUUUAUCUGUGUGUGUGUGUUCCAGUGUGAGCGAUCACUCUGGCGCUGAUUACUGCAUUUAUUUAUUCGUUUGUUUAUUUAUUGAACUGUUCUGUAGUUUUAGUUCAUGUGGAAGCUACAUUCCAACGUAUACACAACCUGUGUGUGUGUGUGUGUGAGUGUGUGUGUGCGUGUGCACAUGCGCUAUCCUGUACAGUGUUACUCAGAGGAAGUGGAUCUCUGCCCCUCUCUGAUUGGUGGAUUCGGUGUUUCUGUUUCCUGUAAAAUUCAAUUUUAAUAAGGUGUUUAAAGUGACGCUGUUCGAGUCUAUACUGAGGAUUUUUCCUUUUUUUUCCUGCCUUAAAAGUGAGUUUGUGUAAAUGUGUGUGUGUGUGUGUGUGUGUGUGUGUUUCUCUCUUAUGUUACAUGCCUGAAUAUUUUCUUUCACAUUAUUUAGCGUUAGCAUGUUGUUUGCGUGACUGAUGUAUUCACACUCAACGCGCACUACGUCAUUCUCAGCGGCGUGUGGGCGUGUCUUAGUGAUGGGCGGGUCUUUAGCUUGUAGCUAAACACCAGCGUUAGCUAUUGUAAGUUUUUUGCUAUUUCCCUCACAAACACACACACAUGCUGUUUUAAGGUGUGUUUGGUUUAGCUGUUAGCAUGCUCAGAAUUAGCAUUAAAGCUCGCUAAUGGCUUUUGUUUCACUUAAUCACGCCCACAAAAUAAAACACAAUGUGAUCCACUGCUUUAUCACCGAAUGCUGAACAAACAUCCCGAUCAAAAGUUUAUCCACUUGUCCUCGCUAACUCUGCUGCUCAAUCGCUCCAGCUAGACAAGUUUAUACAUAAUUAAUGAAUAUUAAUCAUUAUUAAUAUUAAUGAUAAUGAUAUUACAGCAAUAACUGUCCCAGUGUGAGACGCUGAGCCCUGCAUCACUACACCACCUCCUUCACUCUGUGUGUGUGUGUGUGUGUGUGUUUGUGUGUGUAUUGUGGCAUGUUUUUGUGUUAAACAGAACCUGAAGGUGGAUUAAUUGAUUUAAAUUAAACGUCAGUGUGAUGCAUAUAUUUAUCUUCUGUAUGGA